UUGUAUAUGGCCGCCCCUCCAUUGGCUUCGAUAACAAGAGACACAUACGUGUACUUUAGAUAUGUAAUUAAAGUCAAUUGAUGCUGAUGAAAGAGUAUCAUAUUCAUUUGAAAGUGUGACACUGGGCGAAUAGGAACAAUAUGUCAACGCAACGGCAGCAAUUGGAUUAUAUUGAGCGAUAUCUAGUCUAUGACAUUUUCAAGUAUUUUGGCGAGAAUGCGGCAUUAGUUUCGCAUCGCAUUCAAUGCUCCACGGGAUUAGAUGGCUUCAUGUCGGCGCUUUACACUGUCGAACUGGAUCUCAAUAUUGCCGGCAACGAGAAAAAGGAACUGGUGCUGGUGAAAUUCAUGAAGGGCGAAAAGGAAUUUCGCGAGUCUAGCAAAUCUUACACUCAGUUUUCCAACGAAAUUUUCCUCUAUGCGGAAAUUCUGCCUGCCUAUGAGCAACUUUUGCGAAAGAGCAAACUUAAUACGACGCUUGUCGACGAAUUCGUGCCUCGCACUUUUCGUGCUCAAUUCGGAAUUAUCGAUGGAUUAAGUGACGAUCGGGAGUCAGUGCUGGCAUUGCAGCAUCUGAAGCCGUUGGGUUAUGAGCUCGGACCACGAUUGAUCUUGCGCCAUGAUCAACUGGAGGCGAUGUGUGGUGUGCUGGGACCUUAUCACGCACUUGGCUAUGCCACACGCAUCCUGGAGCCGCAAGUACAUCAACGCCUGCGCGACGGACUCGUCACCUUGCCCUUUGUCUUUGAUGCUGGAGUUUCCAAUGUGUUUGAGGUGCUUUAUCGUGUGGCCUUUGAUCGUUUCUUUGAGUUCUAUGAUCGCUGCCGGGAUGAGUUGCUGCAAGGAGAUCAGGACACUCCGCUGGCAAAUAAGUUGGAGCAGAUGCGUCAGAGAUUCUUUGAUCAACCCAUUCAAUUGAUGGAGCACAUAAGAAGCGACUCCUGUGAUCCCAAACAGUCGGAUAGUUACUUUAGCACAUUUGUACAUGGUGAUUUCAAUCGGAAUAAUGUAAUGUUUCAUGAGGAUGCCGAUGGCAAGGUGGACAACAUCAAGAUGAUUGAUUUCCAGGAGUUGCGCUACAGCUCCACCGCCUUGGACAUCAGUUUCUUUCUCUACAUGAACACGCCCUGCGAGGAGCGUGAAACAAUCUUCCCCAGAUUGUUGCGCCUCUAUCACAGGAAGAUGCAUGAGACCCUCGAGUUGAUUCUGCAGCGCAACAAGGAUUCCCUCAGUGAUGAGCAACUGCAGCAGUUCCUUGAUGACUACAGUUUUGAACGCUUCGAGGGUCACUUUAAGCGAUAUGGCUUCUACGGCGUCAUGAUUUGCAUGCACUUCAUGCCUUGGUUAAUGGGCAACGAACAGGAUUGUGAUCGUCUGUCCAAGCUCUUUGAGACGGACAUGCACGGCGAGGCGUUCCACAAGCUCUCCGUGGAGAUUGCCGGCGACGAGGCGAAUUAUCGCAUAUUCGGAAUGGUGCGUCAUGCCUUCGAACAGGGUUACAUGGACUGGAUCUAAUGCGAUUAGCUAAAUAAUUAUUAGCUUUCCGUGCCUGUUCACAAUUCCAGAUCUAAGAUCGCAUUUCGUUUGAUUUUGUUAUUUCCCUCAAUUAUAAUGUAAUUUUUAUGUGAAAAUAUACGUGCAUUGUUAUUUUUUUAAA
Messenger RNA from Drosophila innubila, 1656 nucleotides. RefSeq lists its product as uncharacterized. Bases 141 to 1514 code for a protein of 457 amino acids. The record is from RefSeq and is a predicted model, not a curated record. NCBI's taxonomy places the organism in Eukaryota, Metazoa, Arthropoda, Insecta, Diptera, Drosophilidae. The transcript has 4 exons.